CCUCAACUUCCGGUGGGGUUUCCUCCCGCUGCAGGAGCCGGGGCAGAGAGUGUGAGCGGUAACUGGGGCGAUGGCGGCCCGGCCCAAGAAGCGCAGAGUGACGGCGACGGCGGAGGAGGAGGAGGAGGCGGUGGAACGGCGGCUGGAGGAGCUGCUGUUCGGGGGCGAGGAGGCGCUGGUGGAGCGGCUGCAGCUUGGACAGCAGACAAAUAUAGGCAAAUCCUUGCUGGACGAUGAUUCCAGUGAUUCUGAAGUGGAAAAUGAAGCCAAAUCCGAUUUUCCUGUGUCCAAGAAAGCUGUGUGGGUGGAUGAAGAGGAUGAAGCAGAAGAACUUGUGGAUAUGACUCAUCGGUUCCGGAAAGGUCUACUGAAAAACACCACGGAGAAGGCUCUUAGUGUGGGGCAGUUGCAGCAGAGACUGAAGGAACAAUUCCAGGCUGCAAUGGGUGGAACGCCAUCCUGGGCAGAGAACAAAGAGAAAAAGAGAAGGAAAGACAAGAAAAAUGUGGAGGAUGAAAGUGAUGAAGAUGAAGAUUUGUUGCAGAAAACUGGCAAUUUUGUGACGCGCUCUGACUCUCUUCCCAAAGGCUUGUUACAGAUAAAGCAUUGUAAAGAUGCCAACUACACCAGACAGUCAAAUGUAAAGCUAACAGCAUCACAGUUCCAUCCAGCUGCUCAAGUCAUCAUGACUGCUGGGCUUGAUCAGUCCAUCGCACUCUUUCAGGUUGAUGAAAAGACAAACCCCAAGAUACAGAGUAUUUACCUGGAGCGGUUUCCCGUGUACAAAGCUCGCUUCAGUGCAGAUGGAGAGCAGGUUAUUGCCACUGGCAUCCGCAGCAAGAUGUUCUAUGUAUACAAUAUGAUGGCUGGGAAAAUCAUUCCUGUCUACAGUGUCCGAGGUUUAGAGGAAAGGAAGGUUAAAGAGUUUGAAGUUUCACCAGAUGGCUUGUUUCUGCUGCUCCUUGGGACUUCAGGGUAUCUGCACCUUCUCUCCAUGAAGACAAAGGAAUUGGUGGGUAGUAUGAAAAUUAAUGGAAAGGCAGUCGCAGCCACCUUCUCUCCUGAUGGGAGUACAAUCUACACGCAUUCUGAUGACGGAGCAGUUUAUAUUUGGGAUGUGAAGAGUAGGAAGUGUCUGACCAGGUUCAUUGACGAAGGCUGCCUGAGAGGAACGUCUAUUGCUGUCUCUCGGAAUGGGCAAUAUGUGGCCUGUGGGUCCAGUUCUGGAAUUGUGAAUGUUUAUUCCCAAGAUACCUGCCUACACCAAACUAAACCUAAACCUAUGAAAGUUAUCAGGAACCUAGUUACUGCAGUGACAUCACUAGCCUUUAAUCCAACAACAGAGAUCUUAGCGAUUGCCUCUAAGUCCACAGAUCACGCGGUCAAGAUGAUCCACAUCCCAUCUUUUACGGCAUUUUCCAAUUUCCCAGUGUCUGGACAGAAGGUUAUUUACUUGGCGCAGGAAAUGGACUUUUCCCCCAGGAGUGGCUUUUUUUCCAUAGCCACGAACCGAGGCAAAGCCUUGCUGUACAGGUUGCAGCACUAUGCUGACUUCUAAUCUGAGACUUUGAAGAAGAACCGAUUCUGUUUUGGAUAUGUAGCUCUCCAGGUACAGCCAUUACCUUUGAUGUGACACCCCAAGUUGGAGCACAGUCUCAUCAGUUGGAUUCUCCUCUACAGAGGCAGCUCAUAGCUUGGGCUGAGGGGAACCCCAAGCCUUUCAUAAAGAAAUGGAGCUCUUUGUUUCUAUGAAAUAAAUUGACAGUGUGAUGGGUUUUCAGAUUGGCUCUUGUCCCAGUCCUUUUUAGAUAAUAAACGGAAUGUAUCCAUCUAGCUGUGAUGUCAUUGUUGGUACAGUGGGGGCAUAUAGGGUCCUCUAAAAGACCAGCAGUGGGUGAGAUGGAUGUGGUACUGUAUCUGUGUUUCAAACUCCAUAUAUGUAUGAUGUUACUCGCCCUAUCACAUGAUUCACAGUGAACCAGAGCAGAGGUCUCACUGUACUGCAGCUUCGAUCUGAUCACUGGGGUACUCUUCGUCUUCUGUAAGGGAGCAACAUGUGGAUUGUACAGAGUGGAGGCUGUUAUUGAGUGAAGAUUGAUGGAGCCUUACAUGACUGAAUGGAACCCGAUGGAAGCCAAGGCCUACUUUUGUUGCAUUUUUUUUAGAUUAGACUUAGUGUGGAAACAGGCCCUUCGGCCCAACAAGUCCACACCGACCCGCCGAAGCGCAACCCACCCAUACCCCUACAUUUAUCCCUUACCUAACACUACGGGCAAUUUAGCUUGGCCAAUUCACCUGACCCGCACAUCUUUGGACUGUGGGAGGAAACCGGAGCACCCGGAGGAAACCCACGCAGACACGGGGAGAACGUGCAAACUCCACACAGUCAGUCGCCUGAGUCGGGAAUUGAACCCGGGUCUACAGGCGCUGUGAGGCAGCAGUGCUAACCACUGUGCCACCGGUGGGAGAACCUUUCGGCUCCUGUGUUGAGUGGUCUGGAACCCACUGUUUGCACCCUAAUGUUGUGCACUCUAUCUAAUGGGUAGAGGGGCUUGCCUGAAACUACUCUGCACUGAACACAGUCCAAAAUGUCAGCAAGCACUCACUAUCAAAGAAUAUUUUGUUGAAUUUAUUAAUGGCAGCCAUUUAAAAGCUGUCACUUUUUAAUUAAAACUCAUAUUAACAUAAUUAUAAUUCACUCCAAAGAAUGUUCAGAUAUAAUUAAUUAAUGCCUCAUCAC
Messenger RNA from Hemiscyllium ocellatum (epaulette shark), 2740 nucleotides. It is a transcript of the gene utp18, whose product is annotated as UTP18 small subunit processome component. The coding region runs from base 71 to 1558 and encodes 495 amino acids. Gene Ontology annotation, biological process: rRNA processing. Lineage: Eukaryota; Metazoa; Chordata; Chondrichthyes; Orectolobiformes; Hemiscylliidae. The transcript is spliced from 14 exons. Gene Ontology annotation, molecular function: protein binding. Gene Ontology annotation, cellular component: Pwp2p-containing subcomplex of 90S preribosome; small-subunit processome. The record is from RefSeq and is a predicted model, not a curated record.